Tetrahymena thermophila SB210 is the source of this 627-nucleotide messenger RNA. RefSeq names its product domain found in IF2B/IF5 protein. NCBI's taxonomy places the organism in Eukaryota, Ciliophora, Oligohymenophorea, Hymenostomatida, Tetrahymenidae. Gene Ontology annotation, biological process: translational initiation; formation of cytoplasmic translation initiation complex; formation of translation preinitiation complex. Gene Ontology annotation, molecular function: translation initiation factor binding; translation initiation factor activity; mRNA binding. The record is from RefSeq and is a predicted model, not a curated record. The transcript is spliced from 8 exons. Gene Ontology annotation, cellular component: eukaryotic translation initiation factor 2 complex.
AUGACUGACGCUAAAAUUAAAGAUAUUUAAGUUCUCGACUUCGGUAAUAUGAAGAAAAAAACUAAGAAGCCUGCUGCUACUGCAUCAAAGACUGAAAAUGAUGAUGCCAAUAAAGCUCAAGGUGAAAAGAAAGAUUCUUAGGUUGAUUCCUCAAAAAACCAAGAAAUCCCAGUUGAAAAGAAGGAUUUCGAACCCUAAUACUACCAACUUUUAGAUAGAAUUAAUGACAUUUUAAAGAGAAAUAAUCCAAGUUUACAAGAGGGUAAGACAAAAAUUAGUAUCAAGACUCCUCAAAUUGAAAAAAUGGGUAAGAAAACUGCUUGGUUAAACUUUAUGGAUAUUGUUAACAAGAUGAAGAGAGAUCCCCAACAUGUUUAAUAAUUCGUUGUUACAGAACUUGGUACUGAAGGUACUAUAGCUAACAAUCAACUUAUUUUAAAGAGCAGCAAGUUCAAUGAUAAGCAUUUUGAAUCAAUUAUCAAGAAAUAUAUUGCUGAAUACGUUUAAUGCUCACUUUGUAAGAGUCCUAACACUAAACUUACUAAGGAUACCAAUACUCGUCUAUUCAUGAUUGAAUGUGAUCAAUGUAAAAGUUCUAGAUCCGUCGCUACUAUUAAGAAGCAUUGA